CUUCCUUCUUUCAAUCACUGUUUAUUUAUUAUUUAUAUUUAUUUCCUUUCUACUUUUAUCUUUCUAGUUGCUUCACUGUGCCUUCUUUGGUAACCUUCUCAGUUUAUGCUUCCAUUUUCCUUGGAACUCUUCCUACUACUUCAUUAACUCUAGGCGGUCAUGUCUUUAUUUACUUAUUUAAUUCUUCUUAAAAUUUAACCCCUUCUUUCUUCCUAGUACGGACAAAAACUUGUCCAAUGUGUUUGUCUUAUAAUUGCCUGUUUGUGUCUGUCUAGUUUUUCUUGAUUUCCUCCUCCCCCUCUAUCAUCAUCAUCUAUCACUUUCCAUUCUUCUUCAAUUGGACUUUUACCCAUGCCCUUUUCACUUGGCUUCUUAAUUUAAGUUUGCCUCUCCUUACUGUCUCACUAUUUAUGCAAUACAACCUCAUGCCUUUCUCACUGCAUAAUUUUCUGUUGCUCCUCAUGCAAUUCUGAACCUAUGGUACAUAGCACAUAUACAAGGUAACCAUACAAAGGGGGACUUUGGAGAAGUACAAGGGUGGGGAGGGAGGGGGGUUAGAGUUUUAUUUUUCUCUAUUAUUUUGUUAUGGACUGGAAUUUGAAAGCACCUUCUUGGGAUUUGGUGGAUGUGGAUAAGGCUUCCAUACCCAACAUAGACUCAAUGGAGGAGCAUAACAGAUUUGGAGUUUAUAGAAUGGAGGGGGAGUUUUCUGUGGACUUGAAGCUUGGUCAUGUGGGGAAUUCUGGCACUGAAUCAGCAUUAUCCAAGUUCAAAGAUGUUGCUGCUGGUGCUGGAGUCUCCAAAGUGGCUUCCUCACCUUCAGGGUCUUCUAAGAGAGCUAGAGCCAUUAACAGCACAACCCUGACUGUGUCAUGCCUUGUGGACGGGUGCAAUUCUGAUCUUAGCAAUUGUAGAGAUUAUCAUAGGCGACACAAGGUGUGUGAGCUCCAUUCCAAGUCCCCAGAGGUCACAAUCGGUGGCCUCAAGCAAAGGUUCUGCCAACAAUGUAGCAGGUUCCAUUCGCUGGAGCAAUUUGAUGAGAGAAAAAGAAGCUGCAGAAAGCGUUUAGAUGGACACAACAGACGGAGAAGAAAGCCUCAGCCAGAACCUCACACCCGACCUGGUAGUUUUUUAUCGAAUUACCAAGAUUUUUCAGGUACUCAGUUGCUACCAUUCUCAAAUCCACACGUGUAUCCUUCCACUGCCAUGAUGAGCACCCCUUGGAGUGGAGGGCUUGUGACUUCCUCUGCAGAUGCGAGGUUGCACAACCAGCACCACCAUCAAGAGCUUUUUCUAGGAUCUUCUCACAAAGAAGGGAAGCAAGUGGCAUUCCUACACGGUAACCAUAGCAACCAAAGCCUUCCCUUUCCGUCUCCUUCUGUGUGCCACACGCUUCUCAGGAGCAGCCCUUUAUCAGAAAGUUGUGGAGCGAGAAGCAAAAUGUUCUGUGAAAGCUUAACGACAACAAAUUCGGUGCAUGACACUCCUUGUGCUCUCUCUCUUCUGUCAUCAUCACAGACGCACACACCUGGGAAUGGUUUGAAUCAAAUGGUGCAGGCACCGUCGAUGUCCCUGAUGCAGCCCUUAGGCCUGAGUCUGCAGGAUAACACCAACUUAGAGUCUGUGGAGCGAGUUUUGGUUCCCAAUGGCAGUGACCACUGUUCCUCCAUGUAUAGCUUGGGUUCUGAUGGAUCCCACUGCAAUGAAGCCCCUCAACUGUUUCCCUUUCAAUGGGAAUAGAGCUUUUCAUCGUAAGCCAAUCAUUCAUAAUCACACUUUGUCUUUCAUUCCUAUUAUGAAUUCUGAUUUUCAUCCUAA
This is a messenger RNA of Vigna umbellata (rice bean), 1818 nucleotides long. Its product is annotated as squamosa promoter-binding-like protein 13A. The record is from RefSeq and is a predicted model, not a curated record. Lineage: Eukaryota; Viridiplantae; Streptophyta; Magnoliopsida; Fabales; Fabaceae. Gene Ontology annotation, molecular function: DNA binding. Gene Ontology annotation, cellular component: nucleus.